AAACUUAUAGCAUAUGGGCACUUGACAGGGAAUGCUCCAGACAGUACAGCUCCAGGCAAAAAAUUAAUUGAUAGAAUUAUUGAGACAAUAUGUGGCUGUUUUCAAGGCCCUCAGACAGACGAAGGGGUUCAGCUACAAAUAAUAAAGGCUUUGCUCACUGCAGUAACAUCUCAACACAUAGAAAUCCACGAAGGAACAGUGCUACAGGCUGUAAGAACAUGUUACAAUAUCUAUCUAGCAAGCAAAAAUCUCAUAAAUCAAACCACAGCCAAGGCCACUCUAACACAAAUGCUGAAUGUCAUUUUUGCACGUAUGGAAAAUCAAGCACUUCAGGAAGCCAAACAGAUGGAAAAGGAAAGACACAGACAGCAACACCAUCUACAGCAGUCUCCAGUAAGCCAUCAUGAGCCUGAGUCACCUCAAUUGAGACAUAUUCCAACACAGACUGAUCAGCUAUCCAAAGAACAUGAGAGAGAGCUUGACAACAGCACAAAUGAUGUGGACAAGAACCUUCAAGAAGAUAUAGAGGCAGAAAAUGGAUCUGAUAUUUCUAGUGCUGAAAAUGAACAGACAGAAGCCGACCAAGCCACAGCAGCAGAAAAUCUUUCUAGAGCUGAUGGAGGAACAUAUGAUGGUGAAAGCACUGAGUGUGAAGAGAAGGCGCAAGAAAUUGUAGAAAGUAUUGUGCAGGAAAUGGUGAACAUAGUAGUUGGAG
Messenger RNA from Pelecanus crispus (Dalmatian pelican), 715 nucleotides. The record is from RefSeq and is a predicted model, not a curated record. NCBI's taxonomy places the organism in Eukaryota, Metazoa, Chordata, Aves, Pelecaniformes, Pelecanidae.